Messenger RNA from Tripterygium wilfordii, 1998 nucleotides. Its product is annotated as tubby-like F-box protein 8. NCBI's taxonomy places the organism in Eukaryota, Viridiplantae, Streptophyta, Magnoliopsida, Celastrales, Celastraceae. The record is from RefSeq and is a predicted model, not a curated record. Gene Ontology annotation, molecular function: protein binding. Bases 296 to 1570 code for a protein of 424 amino acids. The transcript is spliced from 6 exons.
CAACUCCUUUUCAUGUCAGUUGGUGAAGUGGAUUUAAUCAAAGCUUCGAGUCCGUGCACAGCAGUCCUCUGGAGAGAGAAACUAGUGAGAGAAAAAGAAACCGUGUGUUGAAGCCAAGGAUCUGAACCGAGAGAGAGAAAGAGAGUGGGUGGCGACUGGGUUUCUGUGGAAGCUUUUGUCUUGCUAAGCGGUGAAGGUUUGAGCGCAAACAGUGAUCUGUGGUGUAUGUUUCAUUACUGUAUGUGAUUUGGAGGGGGCAGAUUGACUUUCUGAUCCUAUUGGGGUCGUGUAGUAAAUGUCGUUCCGUAGUAUAGUACGAGAUGUGAGGGAUGGGUUUGGAAGCUUAUCGAGGCGGAGUUUUGAUGUAAGGCUUCCAGGCCACCACAGGGGGAAAUCUCAUGGUUCGGUGCAUGAAUUACACGAACAGCCUUUAGUAAUCCAGAACAGUCGAUGGGCUAGCCUUCCACCUGAGCUUCUGCACGAUGUGAUCAAGAGAUUGGAGGCAAGUGAGAGUACUUGGCCUGCUCGCAAGUAUGUGGUUUCAUGUUGUGCCGUGUGCAGGUCAUGGAGAGAAAUGUGCAAGGAAAUUGUCAGAAGUCCUGAGUUUUCUGGAAAAAUUACCUUCCCAGUUUCCUUGAAGCAGCCUGGGCCCAGGGAUGGAACUAUUCAGUGCUUCAUUAAGAGAGACAAAUCUAAUUUGACUUAUCAUCUUUUCCUUUGCCUUAGCCCUGCUUUGCUUGUUGAAAAUGGAAAGUUUCUUCUUUCUGCAAAACGGAGUCGGAGAACUACUUGCACAGAGUAUGUAAUUUCGAUGGAUGCAGAUAAUAUAUCAAGAUCAAGUAGUACCUACAUUGGAAAAUUGAGGUCAAAUUUUCUGGGCACCAAAUUCAUAAUUUAUGAUACGCAGCCCCCAUACAACAAUUCUCAGCUUCUUCCACCUGGUCGAAGCCGUAGGUUCUACUCGAAGAAAGUUUCUCCAAAGGUACCCACUGGCAGCUACAACAUUGCUGAAAUUGCAUACGAGCUGAAUGUGUUGGGUACUAGAGGCCCACGCAGAAUGCAAUGCAUCAUGCACUCAAUUCCUGCCAAACCCCUUGAGCCAGGUGGUUUUGUACCUGGCCAGGCGGAGCUUCUCCCUCGCAACUUGGAAGACUCAUUCCGGAGCAUUUCCUUCUCAAAAUCAAUUGAUAAUUCAGUCAAUUUCAGCAGUUCUCGGUUUUCUGACAUCGUUGGUACCCGUGAUGAAGAAGAGGAAGGAAAAGAAAGACCAUUGGUUCUUCGGAACAAGGCACCAAGAUGGCAUGAGCAGUUGCAGUGUUGGUGCCUUAAUUUCCGUGGCAGGGUAACUGUUGCAUCUGUCAAGAACUUCCAGCUGAUUGCAGCGACACAGCCUGCUGCUGGUGCACCAACUCCAUCACAGCCAGCGCCGUCAGACCAUGAUAAAAUCAUCCUGCAAUUCGGCAAGGUUGGCAAGGAUAUGUUCACCAUGGAUUACCGAUAUCCUCUCUCGGCCUUUCAGGCCUUUGCCAUUUGCUUGAGCAGCUUUGACACCAAAUUGGCAUGUGAAUAGCAGAAAAAGAGAUUAUGGAAAGAUAUAGAACAUUUAAAUUGUAAUGUCCUCCUUAUCCAGUUUUAUAGGAUUGCCUGCUUUAUGUGAUAACUGUUCAACCAAGUCGGAAUGGAAAGUGCAGUAAAAUCUCUGUGGGCAAAGGGCGCAGGCAGUCGUGUCUUUUCUGUUUUUAUCUUUUUCGACAUAUUUGGGGUUAGUUUGAUUCGACUUUCGGCGGUGACAUCCCUGCAUAUGUUGUUAAAAACUUUGUUGUUGCCAUGAUGCGCUAAAUCGAGGAGAAAGAAAAAAAAAACCAGUUUUAGGUUUAAUCAUUGUAUAUUCAGUACAGAAUUAUGUAGAGGUAAUAUUUAACUGUGUUUGUAGGGUGUUGAAGUAGACAUUAGAUGCCUGCAUGUUCUUUUGCUAUCUGAGGGAUUCCAUUAGGAUCA